Hyposmocoma kahamanoa is the source of this 893-nucleotide messenger RNA. Its product is annotated as pheromone-binding protein-like. The record is from RefSeq and is a predicted model, not a curated record. Lineage: Eukaryota; Metazoa; Arthropoda; Insecta; Lepidoptera; Cosmopterigidae. The transcript has 3 exons. Bases 61 to 477 code for a protein of 138 amino acids. Gene Ontology annotation, molecular function: odorant binding.
UUUAUCGCCCUCGUGGCAUUAGUGUUUUGUGGGAAAGAGAUAGAAGGUUCAUCAGAGACGAUGAAGCAGAUCACUUCUACAUUUAUGAAAGCUCUUGAUGAAUGUAGACAUGAACUAAAAUUCUCAGAUCAUGUGAUUCGAGACCUGUACUUUUACUGGAAAGAAGACUACACGCUGAUGAAACGUGAGACAGGUUGCGCCCUCGUCUGCAUGAGCCAAAAGCUAGAUCUGCUCGAUACCAGCGGAAAGCUGCACCAUGGGAAUGCAAAGGAAUUCGCUAAGAAUCAUGGCGCUGGUGACGACACAGCUCAAAAACUGGUGACAGCAAUUCACACCUGCGAAGAACAGAAUUCCGGUGUGGAAGACGCGUGCAUGAAGGCUUUGGAGGUGGCCAAGUGCUUUCGCACCGCCAUCGACCAGCUCAACUGGGUUCCGAAGAUGGACAUUAUCAUCGGCGAAGUUCUUAGUGAAAUUUAAAAUAACGAGGCCAAUAAUGGAAGCAUUUAUUGGCCUUAGCGGCUACCUUCUUCAGUACAUUGUCUUUUUGUCUCUCUAGCCAUUAAACUAUUGUUCUUGAUAUUAAUUAUUAUUUUCAGUAAACUUACGAUUCUAGUGCAAUUAACACUCCUUAUAUUUUGUUUUCAUUUUUUUUUGUUUAUAUUAGGUUUCUGUUUUUCUUGUUGAAGUUAUUUGUUUUAUUUGUGGUAUGCAAUAAGCCACCAUUUUAAAUAUAGCUAGACCCUAUAAAUUGUCCUUGAAAUCAGUUUAUCUACACGAACAUUAAAGUCAAUUGAAACCUCUCGGAAGUAGGUAAUUAAAUUGAAUAUUUUUUGAAAUAGAUUAUAAAAAAAAAUUGAAAAUUGCCAGAAUAUAGGAAAGACGAAACUGGAAUA